AUGAUUUACCCUCCGUUACUGAAUGACAUCACCAAGGUGUGGAGAGAGGUGCAUCAUCAUGAUCCUCCACAGUUUAGGGGAAGUUUGGAACCGUCAGAUGCAGAGAAAUGGAUUGAGCGAAUGGAGACAAUCUUUACUGCUGUUCCUUGUCUUUCUCCGCUCAGGAUGUUUUAUAAUCAUUUCUUUCCAAAGGAGUUGCGAAUGGAAAAGCAAUUCCUGUUCUACUCCUUGAAGCAGGGAGAGAUGCACAAGGAUCAGUUUAUCACGAGGUUUAUUGAUCUGGCGAAGUAUGUGCCCAGGCAGACAAAAGAUCAUUCAUUCUGGCUAGCUCAACAGUUGAUGAAUCGUGCAAGGCCAGAGUUGAAACAACAAUUGGCCCUGUUAGAGGUCAAUACCUUUGAGGAGAUGUGUGUGAAGUUGCGGGUUGUAGCUAGAAGGGCAAGAGAGGUGGUAGAGGCAAGAACGGCUGAGAACCAAGCUAGAGUAGCCCGUUAUCCUGGUCCUACAGGAGGAGUGGGGAAAAGAAGUUAG
Neltuma alba is the source of this 531-nucleotide messenger RNA. RefSeq lists its product as uncharacterized. NCBI's taxonomy places the organism in Eukaryota, Viridiplantae, Streptophyta, Magnoliopsida, Fabales, Fabaceae. The record is from RefSeq and is a predicted model, not a curated record. The transcript is spliced from 2 exons. Bases 1 to 531 code for a protein of 176 amino acids.